UCUGCUUGCGAAAGUGCCAACACCGCGAGAGACAGAGGAGAGAGAUAGGACGACCAUCAGAUCCGCCACCUCCAAGGCUCCAACCCCAGGACAAGCCAACCUACGCCUCCCCGGGUGCCCAUGCUCCGAACUUAUCUUUGUCUCUGAACCGGACGAGCUCGAGUCGGCAGCGACGGCGAUGGGGUGCUCCUUCUCGGGGCUGAACGCGCUGUACGACACCGUCGGCGGUGGCGGCGGUGACGUCUGGGUCAACGACUAUCGCUUCCGCGUGCUUCGCAUGCUCGGCGACGCCAGCCCCGCCGGCUCCUCCGUCUUCCUCGUCAAGGAGGUCGUCGCCGCCGCCGCCACCGACGGCACGGCUCGGGCGGGACCCGGCGCCGCCGGACUCGCCAGGAAGAAGGGCGUCGACCCAUCACACAUCUCAGCUGAUGGGACAUAUGCUCUAAAGAAAGUUCUUAUUCAGAGCAAUCAGCACUUAGAGCUUGUUCAGCAGGAGAUUCGAGUGUCCUCGCAGUUCAGCCAUUCGAAUCUACUUCCCCUUCUUGAACACGCGAUUAUUGCAGUCAAGGGCGUGCAAGAUGGAUCACAGAACCAUGAGGCUUACUUGUUAUUCCCAGUUCAUUUAGAUGGAACAUUACACGAUGUCACUAAAACCAUGCUAGAAAAAAAGGAAUACUUCCCAACAAUUACUGUUCUCCAAAUAUUUCGCCAGCUUUGUGCUGGAUUGAAGCAUAUGCACAGUUUCGACCCACCAUAUGCACACAAUGGGGUCAAACCUGACAAUGUCCUCAUAACUCAGAGGAAGGAGCAGCCUCGUCUUGCUAUUUUGAUGGAUUUUGAGAGUGCUCGUCCAGCAAGAAGGACCAUUAGGUCACAGGCCGAAGCUUUGCAGUUGCAGGAAUGGGCUUCAGAGCACUGUUCUGCUCAUUACCGGGCUCCUGAAUUAUGGGAGUGCCCAAGCCAUGCUGACAUUGAUGAGAGAACAGAUAUAUGGUCUUUAGGAUGCACUUUAUAUGCUAUGAUGUAUGGAAAAUCUCCAUUUGACGAGCUUGAUGAAUCUGCUGGCGAAAGUUUGCAUGCUGUUAUAAAAAGUGCACAGAUUAAAUGGCCUACUGAAGCGGGGUUUUCGUACCCUGAUUCCCUCCGUCAGUUUAUAAUUUGGAUGCUGCAGCCACAUCCUGCAAUUCGUCCCCAUAUUGAUGAUAUCAUAAUCCAUGUUGAUAAGCUUAUUACGAAGUACUCUACUUGACCACCAUAUCCAGCUGCUUCUACACAAGAAAAGAAUUGUUAUGUGAGUCUAUAGAGCAUUGAUGUGAUUCGUUAAACAAAUAUGAUAGAUAUAUGUUGGCUCCUUGAUAGUUACUGCAUUAAAGGAGAAAAUAGAAACAUUCUAUAGUAGAUUGCUUUCAACCAUUUGUGUACCCCCGCGGUGAUACUGGGGGUCAAUAAAUGAUAUCCUCCUUUUGAUU
This is a messenger RNA of Phragmites australis (common reed), 1469 nucleotides long. RefSeq lists its product as uncharacterized. Bases 179 to 1249 code for a protein of 356 amino acids. The record is from RefSeq and is a predicted model, not a curated record. Gene Ontology annotation, biological process: protein phosphorylation. The transcript has 6 exons. Lineage: Eukaryota; Viridiplantae; Streptophyta; Magnoliopsida; Poales; Poaceae. Gene Ontology annotation, molecular function: ATP binding; protein serine/threonine kinase activity. Gene Ontology annotation, cellular component: cytoplasm.